This is a messenger RNA of Lolium rigidum, 1296 nucleotides long. RefSeq names its product glycosyltransferase BC10-like. The transcript has a single exon. Lineage: Eukaryota; Viridiplantae; Streptophyta; Magnoliopsida; Poales; Poaceae. Bases 1 to 1296 code for a protein of 431 amino acids. The record is from RefSeq and is a predicted model, not a curated record. Gene Ontology annotation, molecular function: glycosyltransferase activity. Gene Ontology annotation, cellular component: membrane.
AUGAAGCUCAAGUCUCGGCGAGGCAGCGCCGGGGACGAGGAAUCAGCAGGCGCGGACGCCGUCGGGAGCCUGAUCGCCCCGCUCACGCCGCGCAAGGACUGCUGGUGGUCCUCGGCGCUCCUCAAGGCCAUCACCGUGCUCCUCGUCCUCGUCACCGGCGUCCUCAUCGGGUUCGCCGCCAGCGCCAACAUCUCGCGCUGCUACUUCUACACGCCGUCGUCGUCAUCCUCGUCCUCGUCGUCGUCGGAUCACCACCGUCAUCUGCAGGUUGGUGGUGACGGCGACGAUUCGAAUUCGAAUUCGAAUUCAAAGACGCAGCAGACCCAACAGGAGACGCAGGGCGGUUCAUCGCCGUCGCCGCCAUCAUUCAUGGACUUCGUGCACCCCGGCUCGCCGUGGGGCCACACGAUGUCCGACGAGGAGCUGUUCUGGCGGGCGUCGAUGGUGCCCCGGGUGGAGGAGUACCCGUACCAGCGGGUGCCCAAGGUGGCCUUCCUCUUCCUCACCCGCGGCCCGCUCCCGUUCGCCCGCCUCUGGGAGCGCUUCUUCCGCGGCCACAACGGGCUCUACUCCGUCUACGUGCACGCGCUGCCCAACUACGUCCUCAACGUCUCCGCCUCCUCCCCGUUCCACGGGCGGCAGAUCCCGAGCCAGGAGGUGUCGUGGGGCUCCAUCACCCUCGUCGACGCCGAGAAGCGGCUGCUCGCCAACGCGCUGCUCGACCACUCCAACCAGCGCUUCGUGCUCGUCUCCGAGAGCUGCGUGCCCGUCUACAACUUCCCCACCGUCUACGAGUACCUCGUCAACUCCGCGCACAGCUUCGUGGAGUCGUACAACAUCGACGUGCCGCAGUGCGCCGGCCGCUACAACCCGCGCAUGGCGCCGGACGUCAUGGAGGACCAGUGGCGCAAGGGGUCCGAGUGGUUCGAGCUCAGCCGGGACCUCGCGCUCGACAUCGUCGCCGACAAGCGCUACCACGCCGUCUUCAGGCAGCACUGCACGCCGUCGUGCUACCCCGACGAGCACUACAUCCCGACGUACCUCCACCUCACGCACGGGGCCAGGAACGCCAACCGGACCAUCACCUGGGUCGACUGGUCCAGGGGCGGCCCUCACCCGGCCCGCUACGGCAAGGGCAGCGUCACCACGGAGUUCAUCCAGGCCAUACGGAACAACGGCACGCUGUGCGACUACAACGGGAAGCCAACAAACGUGUGCUACCUCUUCGCCAGAAAGUUUGCGCCUAGCGCCCUCGGCACGCUCAUCAACCUCACCACCACGCUACUCGACUUCUAA